UAUUAUUCUCUAUCAAUAAUCUUCACACCUCUACGUUUCCAAUCAAAAUGGCACACUUAGAUGAAAUAAGAGAGUCCCAAAGAGCCGGUGGCACUGCAACCAUUUUAGCUAUUGGAACCGCAACUCCACCGAAUUGUAUUUACCAAUCUGAUUUUACAGAAUAUUACUUCCGAGUUACCGACAGCAACCACAUGCCUCAACUCAAAGACAAAUUGAAGCGUAUAUGUGAGAAGUCAAUGAUAAAGAAACGUUACAUGCAUUUGACAGAAGAAAUAUUGAAAGAAAAUCCAAACAUAUCAAGUUAUGAGAAAUCAUCUCUGGACGCACGCCAGGACAUUUUAGUUGAAGAAGUACCAAAGCUAGGAGAAAAAGCAGCAUCAAAAGCCAUAAAAGAAUGGGGAAGACCAAAAUCAGAGAUAACUCAUCUCAUUUUUUGUUCAACUUCAGGUGUCGACAUGCCAGGUGCUGAUUAUCAACUCGUCAAACUCUUAAACCUAAAUCCAUCCACAAAACGAUUUAUGCUAUAUCACCAAGGUUGUUUUGCUGGUGGAACCGUUCUUCGUCUCGCCAAAGAUCUUGCUGAGAACAACCUUGGUGCACGUGUCCUCGUUGUUUGUUCUGAAUUAACUGUUGUUACUUUCCGUGGUCCCAAUGAAAAUCACUUAGAUUCCUUAGUUGGACAAGCACUCUUUGGUGAUGGUGCUUCAUCUGUGAUUGUUGGAUCAAACCCUGAUGAAAGAAUUGAAAAACCGUUGUUUUAUCUUGUUUCGGCUUCCGAAACGAUUCUACCAGACUCUGAAGGCGCGAUCGAAGGACACUUGCGUGAAGUCGGACUCACAUUUCAUUUGAAAGAAAAUGUUCCGGAAUUGAUUGGUGAGAACAUUGUGAAAAGUCUGGAAGAAGCAUUCCAUCCACUUGGAAUAAGUGAUUGGAAUUCAUUGUUUUGGGUAGCACACCCUGGUGGUCCUGCAAUAUUGAAGAGGAUUGAAAAAACAGUUGGGUUGAAUUCAGAUAAACUAAAUGCAACAAAACAAGUUCUUAGUGAAUAUGGAAACAUGUCGAGUGCUUGUGUGUUAUUUAUAUUGGAUGAGAUGAGAAGAAGGUCUAUGAAGGAAGGGAAGUUGACUACUGGUGAUGGACUUAAGUGGGGUGUUUUGUUUGGAUUUGGUCCUGGCUUGACCAUGGAAACCAUUGUUUUGCAUAGUGCAGCCACCAACAUAUAGACUCACUCAUUCUCGUUAUUAUUUAUAUGAUAUGAUAAUUUGUUUGGUGUGAUUUUAUUUAUGAAGAUAGUAAUGAAUAAAAGAAUAAAAUAAAAUCUUAUCUUUCUUAUAGGACAUUUUGGGAUUCCAUGCACAUGGUGUGAUGUCUAUAGGGAUGAUUAGAUCUAUAGAGAUACAUUUUCUUUUAUUAUAGAAUCUAAAAAUCCUUACGGUUGUUGUUGUAUUGUGAGUAAUUUUGUCUACUUUUCAUGUACCUUUAACCGUAAUAUUGGUUAAUUUGCAUGUGUAUUUAUGCGUGGUAUAAUACAAAUAUUUGCUAUUUCAA
This is a messenger RNA of Vicia villosa (hairy vetch), 1548 nucleotides long. RefSeq names its product chalcone synthase 2-like. Gene Ontology annotation, biological process: polyketide biosynthetic process. The coding region runs from base 48 to 1223 and encodes 391 amino acids. Gene Ontology annotation, molecular function: acyltransferase activity, transferring groups other than amino-acyl groups. The record is from RefSeq and is a predicted model, not a curated record. Lineage: Eukaryota; Viridiplantae; Streptophyta; Magnoliopsida; Fabales; Fabaceae. The transcript is spliced from 2 exons.